This is a messenger RNA of Sardina pilchardus (European sardine), 889 nucleotides long. It is a transcript of the gene polr2f, whose product is annotated as RNA polymerase II, I and III subunit F. Gene Ontology annotation, biological process: transcription by RNA polymerase I; transcription by RNA polymerase II; tRNA transcription by RNA polymerase III. Bases 123 to 506 code for a protein of 127 amino acids. NCBI's taxonomy places the organism in Eukaryota, Metazoa, Chordata, Actinopteri, Clupeiformes, Clupeidae. Gene Ontology annotation, molecular function: DNA binding. The transcript is spliced from 5 exons. Gene Ontology annotation, cellular component: RNA polymerase III complex; nucleus; RNA polymerase I complex. The record is from RefSeq and is a predicted model, not a curated record.
UAUUAAGACGACCGGACGUGAUCGGUAAACCGGAUGUUGAAAGUGUGUCGACAUCAUUCUCGUGUGUUCUUUGGUGCCUCCACAUUUUCUCUUGGUUUGAAAGUACCUAGUCUGAGUAAAUAAUGUCUGACAACGAAGACAACUUCGAUGAUGGAGAUUUCGACGAUGGGGAAGAAGAUGAAGGGUUAGAUGACUUGGAGAAUGCGGAGGAUGAAGACCAGGAGAAUGUGCAGAUAUUACCAGCUGGGGAAGGAACACAAGCUAAUCAGAAAAGAAUUACCACAUCUUACAUGACCAAAUAUGAGCGAGCACGAGUCUUAGGAACUCGAGCCCUACAAAUUGCUAUGUGUGCCCCAGUGAUGGUGGAGCUGGAAGGGGAAACAGACCCACUUCAGAUUGCCAUGAAGGAGCUGAAGAGCAGAAAAAUUCCAAUUAUUAUCAGGAGGUACCUGCCUGAUGGCAGUUAUGAGGACUGGGGCUGUGAUGAACUUAUCAUAACUGACUGAGCUGAGCUGACCUAAGCCGGACCAAGCACACCUGCACCCUGAAGAAUCAGACAGAUCCUCCAUCACGGAAACUGCAGCUGUUGUGAAGGAAGCAAGUUUGAAAAAUACACACAUUGAUUCACACUUCAACCAUGAACAGAGGUCCCAGGUAUCGCUCAAAGUGAACACAAAUGGUCUUGUUUUUGAUUGGCUUCUCAAUCAGUCUGUGGUGAGUCCAACCCCCCCCAGCUCUCCAUCUGGAACUUUCUGGUGCAUGUCCACCUCUCCUCCACUAGGUGGACUUCUGAAUCAGGAGAAAAGCACGUGCAUGAACACAGCCGUGUGGAAUAGUUUUGAGUUUCUCUUUGUUUUAUGUAGUUAUUAAAAUGUUUUGUAAAAAAUUA